Molecule: messenger RNA, 2292 nt
Organism: Hydractinia symbiolongicarpus
Lineage: Eukaryota; Metazoa; Cnidaria; Hydrozoa; Anthoathecata; Hydractiniidae
Product: integumentary mucin C.1-like
Exons: 8
Coding region: 1-2292 (763 amino acids)
Biological process (GO): proteolysis
Molecular function (GO): metalloendopeptidase activity
Source: RefSeq, a predicted model, not a curated record
AUGUCUAUUGCAAUAAUGAAGAUUAUACAGUUGACACUCUGUUUUGCCUUCAUUUGUGGUGUUUAUAGUUCUCAUGUUAGCGAAUCUGCAAUGGAUGAUAUUGAACAAGUCAACAAAGGUGGGAAUUAUGAUCAAGUGGAUAUGAAACUAACAGAAGAACAACGUGCGAGUUUCCAUUCUAUAAAAAGCAACAAUCGAAACAGAAGAUCAAUCUAUGAUAAAAUGUAUAACGCUAGAUGGUCUAAAGCUGUUGUUCCCGUGAAUCCGAAAAAGCAACAAUAUAUAAAGCUAUCAGGAAUAUCGAGAGCGUCUCCUGUGUUCGUUUUAAGGAAUAUCCUGCAGCUUCUGCUCCCGUGGAUCACGUGGAUAUCUACAGAGGGUCCGGAUGCUGGUCGUAUAUUGGUCGGACUGGAGGACGUCAAGAUUUAUCCUUGGGUUAUGGUUGUGUCCAUGUACAUACUGUCAUUCACGAGCUUUUGCAUGCUCUUGGUUUUUUCCACGAACAGUCACGGCCAGAUAGAAAUCAAUAUGUCACCGUUAACACAAGGAAUAUUAGAGCAGGUAAUACAAGCGAAGCUAAAACGAAAUUUAUUAAACACUUGUUCAAUUAAAUAUAUUUACUGUUUAAAAAUGUGCUGUACUCUAUACAUAACAAUUACAUUUGAAAGAUCUACGUUGUUGCUAACAUGUUUGAUCUUCCACUUAGGUUAUGAAUCAAAUUUUGACAUUUCUGAAUAUUCCCAAAAAGAUGGAUUUGGUGUUAAAUAUGAUUCAGAAUCUAUCAUGCAUUAUGGAAGGUUUACGUUUGCAAAAUCUGGCUCUGCACCAACAAUUGUGCUGAAAUCUAACCCGAAUCAACCUUUGGGAGGAAGAAAAUUAACUCCAUCUGAUAUUCGACAGAUGAAUUUAUAUUACGAGUGUGAUGGGUUUGUAAAAACUACAACCACUACUAAACGUCCAACAACUACAACAACGACAACAACGACAACACGUCCAACAACUACAACAACGACAACACGUCCAACAACUACUGCAACGACAACGCGUCCAACUACUACCACGACGACAACACGUCCAACAACUACUACGACGACAACACGGCCAACAACUACUACAACGACAACACGUCCAACAACUACUACAACGACAACACGUCCAACAACUACUACAACGACAACACGUCCAACAACCACUACAACGACAACACGUCCAACAACUACUACAACGACAACACGUCCAACAACUACUACAACGACAACACGUCCAACAACCACUACAACGACAACACGUCCAACAACUACCACAACGACAACACGUCCAACAACUACUACAACGACAACACGUCCAACAACUACUACAACGACAACACGUCCAACAACUACUACAACGACAACACGUCCAACAACCACCACAACGACAACACGUCCAACAACUACUACAACGACAACAACAACCAAAACGACAACACGUCGAACAACAACCACGACGACGACAACACGCCCCACAACUACAACUACGACAACUACAUCUAGCACUAUUCAAGCAAUUAAUUGCGGUCGGCAAGUAGAUGAAUCUCCGAUGUGUUUCAUUAUUGCAAGCAGAUUUUUCGAGGAUUUCUAUUGCAAUAGAAGAAUGUUUAGUGUAUGUCAUCGUGCUUGUUGCAGCUGGAGAAAAAGAAACGCAUUUUUAGUUGCAUCAACGCUUUCACCAUAUAGCAUUAAGAAAGUAGCAAAACCGACAACCACAGCAACAACAACAACACGUCCAACAACUACCACAAAGACAACACGUCCAACAACUACCACAACGACAACAACAACCAAAACGACAACACGUCCAACAACAACCACGACGACAACACGUCCAACUACUACUACGACCACAACACGUCCAACAACAACCAAAACGACAACACGUCCAACAACAACAACGAAAACGACAACACGUCCAACAACAACCACAACGACAAGACGCCCAACUACUACUACAACGACAACUCGGCCAGAACCGAAUAUUCAGUCUGCGAAAGUUUGUGGAGAUGAAACUUACCUAUGUGCAAGAGCUUUUGUAAAUCGAAAUAUAUGCGCAUUUCCAAAGUUUUGCAGACGAUCGUGUGGAUUAUGUUCGGGUCCUAGUGAAAAGAUGUGUGACCUUCUCGUCGAUGCAAUAAAUGUUGGUUGUAAACACAGAAGAAGAAGAGGACAUUGUGUCUCGAAUAACAAGAACAAGAGGAGAAUGAUGAAGCAAGAGUGUCCAAGAACAUGCUGCAUGCGUGGACAGUUUUACGAAUAA